AUGUAUUCAGCUGCUAACGCUCAGCUCAGGGAUAUGAAGGCACUGGUUGACCAGCUCCAGGCCAUAGUCAACCAGUUUCAGCUGGUUCAAGCUGGCCAGCCAGCGCAUGUCCCCAUGGUCCAUGCUCAGGUGGUCGGUGUGGAAGCCAGGCAAGCCACGCCACCUCAGGCCCCACCAUCCAGGCAAGCCUCGCCACCUCAGGCCCCACCAGCCAGGCAAGCCUCGCCACCUCAGACCCCACCAGCCUGGCAAGCCGCGCCACCUCAGGCCCCACCAGCCAGGCAAGCCUUGCCACCUCAGGCCCCCCCAGCCAGGCAAGCCAUGCCACCUCAGGCCCCACCAGCCAGGCAAGCCUUGCCACCUCAGGCCCAACCAGCCAGGCAAGCCUCGCCACCUCAGGCCCAACCAGCCAAGCAAGCCUCGCCACCUCAGGCCCAACCAGCCAGGCAAGCUUCGUCACCUCAGGCCCCACCAGCCAGGCAAGCCUCGCCACCUCAGCAAGGCAAGCCAUGCAACCUCAGACCCCCUCCCGCCCCACCAGCCAGGCUAGACUCAAAGGUACCAAACUAA
This is a messenger RNA of Dreissena polymorpha, 570 nucleotides long. Its product is annotated as transmembrane protease serine 13-like. Lineage: Eukaryota; Metazoa; Mollusca; Bivalvia; Myida; Dreissenidae. The coding region runs from base 1 to 570 and encodes 189 amino acids. The transcript has 3 exons. The record is from RefSeq and is a predicted model, not a curated record.